Gekko japonicus is the source of this 1185-nucleotide messenger RNA. It is a transcript of the gene PHYHD1, whose product is annotated as phytanoyl-CoA dioxygenase domain containing 1. Lineage: Eukaryota; Metazoa; Chordata; Lepidosauria; Squamata; Gekkonidae. The transcript has 11 exons. The record is from RefSeq and is a predicted model, not a curated record. Bases 75 to 956 code for a protein of 293 amino acids.
GUGGAGAAUGAGCAGCUCUGGGAGAAGACAGCAGUUGGCAGAGGGCUUCGUUUUCUCUUUUUGAAAAAUCUCCGAUGGCGUUUGUCACUCAGGAGCAGAUUUCUCAGUUCCACAGAGAUGGCUUCCUGGCUCUUGAAGGCUUUUUCACCUCGGAGGAAUGCGAUGCGAUGCAGGCCCAGAUCCAAAAGAUCAUUGCUGAAAUGGACGUGCCCCCACAUUGCCGCACCGAAUUCUCAACAAAGCAUGACGAGCAACUCCAAGCCCAGGGAAGUGCGGAAUAUUUCCUAACCAGUGGAGACAAAAUCAGGUUCUUCUUUGAAAAAGGUGUUUUUGACGAGAAAGGGGAUUUUCUGGUACCGAAGGACAAAUCUAUUAACAAAAUUGGCCAUGCAUUACAUGCCUCUGAUGUUGUCUUCAAGCAAGUGACUCACGCCUCCAAAGUACAGGCCCUGGCAAGGAAAAUUGGCCUUGAGAGCCCUGUGGUGGUACAGAGUAUGUAUAUCUUCAAGCAGCCUCACAUUGGUGGUGAAGUGACACCCCAUCAAGACGCCACCUUCCUGCACACGGAACCGUUGGGCAGGGUUGUUGGUCUCUGGAUUGCCCUGGAAAAUGCCACCAAGGAGAAUGGCUGCUUGUGGUUCCUGCCUGGGUCUCACACAAGUGGAAUCUCAAGGCGCAUGGUUCGGACUCCCCCAGGCACAAUACCGUGCACACAAUUCAUUGGCUCUGAGCGGGAGUAUGACAGCAGCCGAUUCAUUCCUGUGCCGAUUGGGAAAGGUGGUCUCGUUCUGAUCCAUGGCGAGGUGGUCCAUAAAAGUGAAGCAAACUGCUCAGAAACCUCUCGCCACGUCUAUACCUUCCAUUUGAUGGAGGCCAAGGGCACAAUCUGGAGCAAAGAGAACUGGCUUCAGCCAACUCUGGAAUUGCCUUUUCCAUCCCUCUAUACACAGAACUAACAAACAAUGGGUUGACCAAAGCAUGCUUCUGAGGCAAUUCCUGGCCAUUGUCUCCCUCUUAAUUUGUUAUUGAAAUCUCAGUUUCUGGCACUGUUUUAUCUUUUGACUUGAGACGGUUAAAGGAGGAAGACGAUUCUCAUUGGGCUUUACCUCCACAACUGCAAGUAACAGAGCUCUGCCAAAACUCUCAAGUACACUGACAGUGCUGAAUAAACAUGAACACUGCUUU